Molecule: messenger RNA, 2451 nt
Organism: Eupeodes corollae
Lineage: Eukaryota; Metazoa; Arthropoda; Insecta; Diptera; Syrphidae
Exons: 3
Coding region: 1-2451 (816 amino acids)
Source: RefSeq, a predicted model, not a curated record
AUGGAGCUAUCAACACGUGCUGCUUAUAGGGGUCAAGUGACCAGACUCGUGAACUCAGCACUCGAAUUUCUUAAAGAUGAUAGGUCACGUGUCAACGAGGAAAACGAGCCGAAUUUCAGUGAAAUUGAGGAGGAACUCGUUACCCAUCUUCAAAGAUUGACGUCCGCUCAUGAUAACCUUAAUGCAAUUAACGAGGAAAUAAAGCAGAAAAGUAUUCUCAAAGAAGAUGAAUUGCAAAAAUGUGUCGACUAUCAGGACCUGGCUUUACGCCAUCUGAAAAGGCUGUUGGUCUGCUCCAAGAGCGAUAUGGAAGCACCGAAAAACUCAUCGACAAUCAUAUCCAGUAGUUAUUGCACACGCUCGCUUACAGCAUUACAGGUGCCAACAAGUAAUUAUUACGUCAUGCUCAGGUCCAUAUUGCUUCGAUGUUUGCCAACUGCCCUUCGCAUUGAAUACCACAGACAAGAGGAAAGUGCUGUAAAGGAAGAAGAAUCUAAUGAUACUUCAUCGAACAACGGAUCUGCUCUAUCGCAUAUUGGUGGAAGCGAAGUAAAAGACAUUUUUCGAUUUUUAAAAAGAGAAGUAGAAUCGCUAGAAAAAAGUGGUGUUACACAUACCAAUUCAAAGGUUAGAACCGUUGCACAAUCGACAGCCUCUAGUUUGGUGACCAUCAACGAAGUCGAAGUUGCAUGCAUUUUUUGCAAGAUGAACAACCACAAAACAAAAGACUGUGACAGCAAUAUAUUGAAUAUUAAAUUUUGCGGAGUGGCGGCAGGUGUUUUCGUUGUGCUAAAGCUGGGCAUUCUUCGAAGAAAUGCAGAAGCGAAAACAAUGCAAGAGAGUGAUGACAAAAGUAAAACCAGUGCGUUGAAUGUGUGUUCACAUAACACGACCGAGAGUGUUCUCUUGAAAACUGUAAGAUGUGCCGUUGCUUCAACAAAAACAAAAAUUUCAAUUAGCGCUAUUAUAGAUGGUGGCAGCCAACACACUUAUGUUCGCGAAAGUGUUGCAAAGAAAUUAAAAUUAAAAGUAAUUGGUACAGUCGACUUAUCAGUUAUACCGUUCGGUUGUAAAGAGGCAAAGCCGAUGAAAACAUUUAAUAAAGUUAAAAUUAAUCUAAAAAGCUUAUUCAGCCACGAAGUGCUUGUCACCUUAGAGGCAAUUGUAGUGCCUGAAAUCUGCGUUGACGUGCUGAUGGUUCCAGAAGCCAAGUGUCCACUUUUUGAAGGCAUUCAGUUGUCUGAUGUUCGGCCCAACAACAUGGAGUUUGAAGAGGGGCUUAGUCUACUAAUUGGAUCUGACUAUAAUUGGUCUAUUGUCACAGGAAAGCAACGCCAACUGACCAAGCGACUGAGAGCUGUUGAGACUGUUUUUGGCUGGACAUUGCAGGGUGUUCACAGUGCCGUAAGUGAUGAACCUGAUUCCUCUUAUAAAAAUUCUUGUUUCUCUUCCAGAUGUCUCAUUAAUUUGACAUCAGCAAAAUCAGAAGAACUCACACAAUUCUGGUCAUUAGAGGCAAUUGGAAUACGAAACAACGAAGAUGAAAACAUGUACCUUACCGAAAACCUAAUCGACAAAUGCAUCACGAGACAAGGUUCGCGUUACGUUGCAAAGUUGCCAUGGAAAGCUUACGACUCGAUUCUGCAAGACAACAAGGGGCAGGCUUUGCAGCGUUUGAACUCUCUUAUACGUCGUCUGUCCAGGGAUCCAGCAAAGUUGUUAAACUACGACGAAGCCAUCAGAAAAUUGAUUUGCGAUGGCGUUGCUCAGGCAGUUACGUCAUCAUGUCAAAAAGAGUGUUACAAGUCACGAGUUUUCUACCUUCCGCAUCAGCCUGUUUAUAAAGAGGCAGGAACGACCAAGCUUCGCGUGGUGUUUGAUGCUUCGGCACACAUCGAUGGAACAGGUUCCCUCAACGAUCAUCUUUGGACAGGAGCUAACUUGCUGCCAGAUGUUAUGAAAAUUCUUUUAAACUUCCGCUUAGGCCUCCAUGGCAUUGUCGCUGACAUCGAGAAGGCAUUUCUCCAGAUUGUCUUAAGCGAGGAGGAUCGUGAUAGCCAUCGCUUCAUAUGGUUUGGAAGCAAAUUAACGUCUGCUGGUGAUAGGCCAAAGUUUGCAGAGCAUCGAAUGACUAGAGUGACGUUUGGUGUGAAUUGUAGCCCGUUUUUGUUGUGCGCGACGAUCAACUACCAUCUCAAGCUUGAAGCAAAGGGCUUUCCUGAAACCUGUGCAAUACUUUUGGAAAGUAUAUAUAUGGACGACCUCGUCAUAAGUACAGAUUCUGAAAAAGAAGGAAGCAGUAUGUGUUCCGAAGCUGUGGACAUAUUAAAACGAGCUUCAUUGAAUCUACACAAAUGGAACUCAAGCAGUCAAGUGAUUCAAGAUGUGAUGAAUGUCAACAAUGCUCCAUCUAUGCAAAAGGUGUUGGGUCUCUUGGUACACAUACAGUGA